CUAGUCAAUACGCCGACCGCCUCUCGCAGGGCUUCACCCACCCUCUCGAUAGAAAUCGAAAUAAAUAAAAGUCUUUGUGCGUGGACAGGAUGUCAGCACACUUUUUCCGGAACUAGCUUCAUGGGAGAGCGACCAUUUGGAGGAGGGGAAACGAGCGAGCAGCAUCCUGAUCAGGAGCAUCGACGCGCUCUCCACUAAUCGAAGCUACUGCUGCUGGCGUGUCAUUGUUGCUGUGGGACGCCUCUUUGGUCUUCUGGGUUCUCGGACUCGAAGCCCGAAUAAAACCGCAGGGUGCCUUGUGUUUUUUGUUUGUUUUUCCCCUUCCGCCUUCCUCCACCUUUGAUGGCGGCGAGGGUGGCAGACGGGCAGCACUCGGUUGUUUUUGCCGGAAAAUGCAAAUGAUUGUCUUUUUGGGAGGAGAUGGACUGAGGAAGAAAGUGAAGGCGGACGCUGUGACUCUUUUGUUGUCUUGAAGGCGCCAUGCAGCUCGCAAGUCUCUCUUCGGCCCGCUUGGCUCUUUUGUCGGAUGAUGAUUGUAGCCCAGGCUCCCAGAUGUGAGCGCGUGGAUGGCGUGUCGUGGUCGUGGUGCUGCACAGCCCGCGUCGAGUCGCCCGCGUCGGCGUCGCUCUGUCUUCUGCUUCGGCGAGCGAACAUGAUGGCUCGUCCUUCUCUCGUCUCGCGUUCGUCGCUGCUGCUGCUGCUGCUGCAAGCUGCUCGCUGCACAUGAACGCCGGCUGUCUUGUUUGCUUGCCCGACACAAGACAAAUGAUAUGGGACGUGUUUUGUGAGGAAUGGACGCUGGCUUUUGGCACACAUGGCUCGUUUUUUUGGCCGGCAGUGAGCGCGUGAAUUGUCCAAGCGAGGAGCGUAAACACGCAUCCAUCCAGGCGCACUUUUGGUGUAUCGGCGUGCGUGUGCGCGUGUGUAUGUAGCGGCCCAACAUGUUCAAGUAUCGGAUCCGCAUGUUUCUAAACGAACUGAAAGUGCUGGUGUUGAUGCGAUCCGAAUCGAGCCCGUCCGGCGGUGGCUCCUCCUCCGAGCGCUCGGCCGCCGCCAUGCGAGGCUUGGGGAUGGGCGGCUGCGGCUGGCCGCCCUUCGUUGACUGCCGCUCGCGCAACGACGAAGAGGACUACUACGGCAGCAGCGAGCCGCGGCCGCGAAGCCUGCAGGCCUACGACGACAAGGAGCCCAAGCUGCAAGUGGGCCUGGACGCUGUCUCGCUCGCCAGCACCGCCAGCAGCCUGCGGAGCCCUCAGUGCAGGAUCUGCUUCCAAGGCCUUGAGCAGGGAGAGCUGUUGAGCCCGUGCCGGUGUGACGGGUCGGUGCGCUGCACCCAUCAGCCCUGCCUCAUCCGCUGGAUCAGCGAGAGGGGCUCCUGGAGCUGUGAACUCUGCUACUUCAAGUAUCAGGUUCUGGCCAUCAGCACCAAAAAUCCUCUGCAGUGGCAGGCCAUCUCUCUGACGGUGAUCGAGAAGGUGCAAAUCGCCGCCAUCAUCCUGGGCUCCUUGUUCCUCAUCGCCAGCAUCUCCUGGCUCAUCUGGUCCUCCCUCAGCCCCUCGGCGAAGUGGCAACGGCAGGACCUGCUCUUCCAAAUCUGCUACGGCAUGUACGGAUUCAUGGACAUCGUCUGCAUAGGCCUCAUCAUCCACGAGGGCUCGUCAGUCUAUCGCAUUUUCAAGCGAUGGCAGGCCGUCAACCAGCAGUGGAAAGUUUUAAACUAUGAGAAAGCCAAGGACCUGGGCGACCCGGUGAGCCUGAGCGGCAAGGCGGGGGCCCGCGGCGCUCGCGGGACUCCUCUCGGCCUGGCGGGUGGCAGCGCGGGCCGCCAGGGCAGGAGGCUGAGAACUAUUCUGAACCACCACUGCGGCUACACCAUCUUGCACAUCCUCAGCCAGCUGCGGCCCAACGACCCGCGGAUCGGGGCCGCCGCUAAUCGGGAGGUGGUGAUGAGGGUCACCACCGUAUGAGGCCCAGAAGGACCUCGGAAGAACUCCUCUUUGAGCCCUUACAUAUGAACGGAAGGACACCUUAUCAAAUAUGAAAGCCGAAAUAGUAAAUGGACUCGCAAAGGAGGCAAAGUGACGCCCGGAGCAUCAACAUCACACCGAGACACUCGCCAGGAGUUCUCCACUUGUUUCUUACAACUAAAAGGAAGCCAGAUGCUCCUUUUCAAUAAUGGAGGAAGUGGUGGGGGGGAAAAAAAAAAAUGACAAAAAAUGUUUAAAAUACAUCAUGGAAGGAUGCGAGGGGGGAGCGGGGGGCAUAAACAGUCUUUUUAACCUAAUGGGAGACAAUGAGAUGUUUUUUCCAGUUCAAUAUCAGGAUGCACAGAGACUUUUCUCUUUCGGUUGAUCCUCGCGUUACAUUUGCAUCUCUUCUCCUGCUUUUGUUUUCUACUCCAACUUCAAUUUUGUACGGAUCAAGAAACCAUGUAACUCAUACAUACAUGUCAAGCCUUUCCAGACACCUCCAGUAUGUCCAAUUCUUGAUCUGAACAAGCUUCCCAAUGCUGGCCAAUAGACGGAACAGAAAGAAAACAAACAGGAAGAAACUGAUAACAAUAAUGUCCAUAGGUGUGAUUGUGAGUGUGAAUGGUGGUUUGUCCUGUGAUUGGCUGGCGACCAGUUCAGGGUGUACCUCGCCUACCCCUCAAAGACAGCUGGGAUAGGCUCCAGCACACCCGCGACCAUUGUGAGGAGAAGUGGUUCGGAAGAUGAAUGAAUGACUAAUAAUAAUAGAGAAAUCAACGAGACAUAAUCUCUCUGCAAUAAAUACAUAUGGUCGCUGUUGGGCGGAAACCCAAACUGUCAAAAUGACAACUUAACAGGAACUCAAAAGAAAAAAAAAAGGCUUGUUUUGAGUUCCCAGGCACUGCUUUGUUCAAGUUGUAUGAUACACACAGGUUUCCGCCAAACAGAGACGAAAUGUACAUUUCACAGGGAAUUCUGCAUGGGUAUAUCAUUUUAUUUAUCACAUAACAUGAACACAAAUUUGCUCUGUUUCGAAUGGUGCUUGCCAAAAUAAACACUUUCAAACCA
Molecule: messenger RNA, 3038 nt
Organism: Syngnathus typhle (broad-nosed pipefish)
Lineage: Eukaryota; Metazoa; Chordata; Actinopteri; Syngnathiformes; Syngnathidae
Gene: marchf9
Product: membrane-associated ring finger (C3HC4) 9
Exons: 4
Coding region: 942-1967 (341 amino acids)
Biological process (GO): protein ubiquitination
Molecular function (GO): ubiquitin-protein transferase activity; zinc ion binding
Source: RefSeq, a predicted model, not a curated record